Acyrthosiphon pisum (pea aphid) is the source of this 305-nucleotide messenger RNA. RefSeq lists its product as uncharacterized. NCBI's taxonomy places the organism in Eukaryota, Metazoa, Arthropoda, Insecta, Hemiptera, Aphididae. The record is from RefSeq and is marked predicted.
CGGGUCUUGGCGUUAACAUCCGUUCAAAUGAAGCAAGAAUGGCUGUUAGGAAAAAUGUUAAUAUUACAAUUGCAACAUAUUUUAUGUUGCUAGUACUCGAACCUGCCAAAAAAUCAUCGAUGGGUUUCUGUCAGAAGAUUGUUCAAUUAAAGAGUGAAAUAUUGUUUCUUCGCACUGUGUUUAAUAUUUAAAUAUAUUUUUGUUUAUUCAUUUUAAGAUAAAUAUAAAUUAAUUUGUAUAAUUCAAUACUAUAUCAGUAUCUCACAUUAUAUUAUUAUUACUAAUAUAUUAAAUAAUAUUAUAUA